Messenger RNA from Ostrinia furnacalis (Asian corn borer), 2241 nucleotides. RefSeq lists its product as uncharacterized. Gene Ontology annotation, cellular component: membrane. The record is from RefSeq and is a predicted model, not a curated record. The transcript is spliced from 11 exons. NCBI's taxonomy places the organism in Eukaryota, Metazoa, Arthropoda, Insecta, Lepidoptera, Crambidae. Bases 1 to 2241 code for a protein of 746 amino acids. Gene Ontology annotation, molecular function: ligand-gated monoatomic ion channel activity.
AUGAAGUAUCCAGUACUCUUCAUGUUUUCUCUAUGCUUGUGCGGGGUGCGCGCGCGCUGCCCGCCCGAUGCGUGGGCGCCGCUGCCCUUCGCGCUCGAGUUCGCUCUGUGGCGCGGGUGGCGGCAAGCCGUCGUCUACACCCCCGACUUAGAAAGAGGUUGUCAAUGGGCAAAGAUAAGACUGGCGAAGUGCUUGAGCGUGAACGGAGUGGCUUCUGCCUUCGACCCCGCGCAACAACCCCGGGUGCGCACGCGCCUUGGUGUUCUGGUGCUGAUGCCGCGGCUGAAGGGAAACGCUUCUACCACCAUUAUAGAGCUGCUGAAAAGGCUCCACGAAUUCGAAAUGAACACAGCGCCAUACGAUUGGCUAUUGACAGUAAGAUCCGAUGGGGAUUUUGAUCGAAUGAACGCUUUAUUGAACGUUACUUCAUUGCGGUUCGAUCAGAAUAUCGCUGUCGGUUAUCCUUCCAUCGGCCGUAAUCCAGAAACACGUGUAGGAUUGUGCGAUAUGAACUUCGUUUACAAAAAAGACUCCAGAUAUGAGGGGAAGUCCCGCAACACUUUUUACAGCCGAGAAAACAAGUGCGGGAAUCAUAAACAGCGAGCCUGUCAACAGUACGUGAGAGAAAUCAGCUACUACCGCUCCACAAUUCGAUUCAAAAACCUGACUGUAAACAAAACGUACAAAAGCUCCGGGAGAAUACUAAAUCUGUUUCACUCGGGAGAAUUGAACUUUAAUAAUUCAAGACCCUUCGAAAUGACAAAUAUUAGCCGAUUUUCUCUGAAGUAUCAUUUUAACAGGUGGAACAGAUUUAACAGAGUCGACAGAAACAAAGGCGGCGUACACAUUGUACAAUACUUCAAAGUGCGAUCUAACUCUACUCUGUAUGCUUGCUAUUUAGGUUUCUGGAGCAGGGAUACUUCGAUGUCAGGGGUAGACACCCCAUUCCCAGAUGACGUGCGGAACUUACUGGGUGAGGAGAUCGUGGUGGGAAGAAGGAACGCUUCCACUGAUGGGACUCCAACUCCGGACGAUGAAGGUCCUUCGGCUCCGGCUCUACUUGAUGACGUACUCUAUUUUUUAACCAACAAGCUAAAUGCUACUCCUGUAACCCGAUACUACGCGAAGCUGGGAUUCCGCACGUACGAAGGUUCCUGGACUGGCCUCCUGGGGGCUCUGAUGGACCAGUCGGUGGACUUGGCGUUGGAGCCGGUCACUGCGCACCCGUCGCUGCAUAACGACAUGGACUUCAUCUUCCCUAUCGCUGAGACUAUGUGUAAUAUUUACAUUCGCCAGCAAGAGACAUCCACGGUCCGGGACAUCUUCAUGGCCCCAUUCAGCGCCCGGCUGGUGGCUUGUGUAGUGGCUGUGGCCUUUUUGGCAGCCUCUGCUGUCGUGCUGAUCAGCAGACUGGCUCCUUCAGUGCAUAAUAAGGCACGCCCUAUGGAGUAUGCAGAGGCCCUAAUAUGGUCCACUGGGAUACUCUGCCAGCAAGGUGGUUCAUGGACUCCUCCGAACCCUGCAGCAAGCAUCCUCCUCAUCGUAUGUCUUUUGUUUGCUGUGGUGACGUACAACGCGUACGCAGCGUUCAUAACAUCGGUGCUGUCAGUGAGAGUAGCGUCUCUUGACACUGUUGCGGCUGUUCUUCAAUCACCAGACUUGAAGAUAGGGUACAUUAGGAAUGGAGCUGAUCAGUUGUACCUGAUGUCUACAAAAGAUGUACAACUCAAUGCCUUCUACAUUCGAGGGUACUCGGACUCCGAAAACCUGGUGUCUUCGGCAGAGGAGGGCCUUGCGCGCGCUGCAAAACAAAACUACGCUUUUUUUGCUGGCCAACGAGCUGCUAGAGCUACUCUGCGGAACCUGAGCCAGGCGAGAGGCAGAUGCGCAGUGAGAGAACUGCCCGUCCAUUCUACGCGGGCGCAGCUUGCGUUCCCUCUGCCACACCGAUCGCCUUACGCCAGACCUACGCUAAUUUGUCUCCUUCAGUUGCACAACACAGGAGCCUUGGGCAGACUGAAAGCCGCGCUGGUGCCGUCCAUGCCGGAAUGCUCCUCGCCAUCUGGCUUUGCUUCAGCUCGCAUUAACGACGUUCGAUCCGCACUCAUACUGGUCGUUGGAGGGCUGGUAGCUGCUUUUGUGAUAGGUCUUGCGGAAUACUGUUGGAAGAAUCGGAAAGCAUUGCAAAUUGCUUUGUUGACAUAUUGGAGGCGGCUUGUUAAUUUUGCUAAGUUAAAUUAA